Zalophus californianus (California sea lion) is the source of this 1606-nucleotide messenger RNA. It is a transcript of the gene WFDC1, whose product is annotated as WAP four-disulfide core domain 1. The transcript is spliced from 7 exons. The record is from RefSeq and is a predicted model, not a curated record. Gene Ontology annotation, biological process: regulation of cell growth. Gene Ontology annotation, cellular component: extracellular region. Bases 281 to 1054 code for a protein of 257 amino acids. Gene Ontology annotation, molecular function: peptidase inhibitor activity. Lineage: Eukaryota; Metazoa; Chordata; Mammalia; Carnivora; Otariidae.
CGCAGCCAGCACACCUCCUGGGCGGGGGUGGGAGGAGAGACCGCCCCAGUCUGCCAGGAAGUGCUCAUUAUCCCAGUGGGACAGGGCCACUCCCGGCCACGUCUCCAAGCCAGCCCGGUGCCCCCUCCUCCUGCCUCCACCAUCUGAACUGCCUGGGCUGCAGACAUCUACGGUGGAGCCUCUGGGGCCAGAUGUUAUAGGGGCCAGCUAAAAAUAACCGGGCGGGCCGGCCACCAUCGGGGGUGGGGUAAGGGUGGGGGCACGUGCUGGGCGCUGACACAUGAUCCCAGCGACCCUGCUGAGUGGAGUUAAGAGUCCGGCGGACCGUGCACACUUCGGCUCCCCUCUUAGAGGACCCAGCCAGCCAGAGGGCCCCUUUUCUCCGAACAUGUGGGAGGAAAUGCCUUUUUCCAGCCACAGGAUGGGCAGCGGCAGAAGGAAGGUCAUCUGGGCUCUGUGCUUCCUGCUGCUUCUCCUUGAAGCUGGCUCUGCCAAGAAUCUCUGGAAACGGGCAUUGCACACUAGGCUGGCCGAGAAGUCCCGCGCCGAGGAGGCGGCGGGCCCCCGGCAGCCCCGCGCCGACCGCUGCCCGCCGCCGCCGCGCUCGCUGCCCCCCGGCGCCUGCCAGGCGGCGCGCUGCCAGGCCGACUCCGAGUGCCCGCGGCACCGGCGCUGCUGCUACAACGGCUGCGCCUACGCCUGCCUGGAGGCCGUGCCGCCCCCGCCAGUUUUAGAUUGGCUAGUGCAGCCGAAACCUCGAUGGCUUGGUGGCAAUGGCUGGCUUCUGGAUGGCCCUGAGGAGGUGUUGCAAGCCGAGGCCUGCAGCACCACAGAGGAUGGGGCGGAACCCCUCCUCUGCCCCUCGGGCUACGAGUGUCACAUCCUGAGCCCUGGGGAUGUAGCCGAGGGCAUCCCAAACCGCGGGCAGUGUGUCAAGCAGCGCCGGCAAGCAGAUGGGCGGUUCCUCCAACACAAAUUUUACAAAGAAUACCCAGAGGGUGACUCCAAGAAUGUGGCGGAGCCUGGGAAAGGGCCCCAGAGGCACUUUCAAUAAGUCUGCGGGGGCCGCCAACUGUGAGAACGUUCCUCCAUUUUUCUGCUAAGUCUUGGAAACAGUUGGAUAAAACAUGAUUUGACCCCCGGAGGUCAUGCCCAGCUUGACAGAGCAUGACCCCAAAACUACUUAGAGGCAAGACAGCUGGCUCUCGAUGCCAGCACGAUGCAACCGGCUGGGUGACUUUGCGGGAGCCCCUUGCCAACUCCGGGUCCCUGUCUUACCGUCCUGAAGAUACAGCACACCUGGUAGUCCCACUUGACCUGACGGCCCCACAGACCCCACCUUGGGAAGAGGUCACUGCCUUUGUGAGCUGUGCGAAGCCCCUUUCUCAGAGGGAGUUCAACAUCUUGUUUACUACACAUUUCUUCCAGAUUUGUCUCCGGGAGCCAUGUACCUAUCCCAGAUGUUCUCAGAAUAAAUUGCUCCUUACAAAAUGGAAAUGAACUUAGCUACUCAGGUGGGAUUCAUAGUUUUAACUCCCGCUGAUCUUAAAUUGCAUGUGCUGAAGCCCUUGAGCCCUGGGCAGGUGUGUAGUGUGUGUGUGUGGGG